Messenger RNA from Psylliodes chrysocephalus, 1272 nucleotides. NCBI's taxonomy places the organism in Eukaryota, Metazoa, Arthropoda, Insecta, Coleoptera, Chrysomelidae. The record is from the annotation of a GenBank genome assembly.
UUAGGUUGGACAUACUGAUACUUGACAUUGACAACUGAUAUAUCUAACUGGCAUUUUUAGGCAUUUGUCAUUUGGCCGGUUGUAAAUAUUGAAGUGGCGUCCGCUCAAAAUAUUUUUACAUAAAUAUUAAUUUUAUUACUUAAUUAAACCAUAAUAUUGAUUGCUUUCAUUUUUGGAGAAAGGAGAGGUUGCUAUGGCUUCCAAGUAUUGGGGUGAAAUAAUAACUGAGCCACAAGUUAAUGAUUUGUUCAUUCCUGAUGUUACAGCAGAUAUAGAAAAAUCCAUGGAUAAAUUUUGUUUAGCAGAAUACGAAGAUGAUGGAGAUAGAGAAAAAGUAGAUAACCUAGUUUUACCUCCUUUAGACCCUUUGGUAACUUAUGCAAUAUCUUUACAUAAAUAUGCGAAUGAUAUGACAGAAAUGAUAAGAGUGGCAGAACUUGCCACUGAAACUAAUUUAAUACCACCUGAAGAUGCUGCUCCACCAAUGCCAAUAAUGCCAGAUAUUCACAUUAAACAUAAACCAAAUAGCCUUAACUUUAUCCCUAAAGAGUUAACAGACUUUGGUUGUGGUGCUGAAGUUGAAAUACCUGAAUUAAGUGAAGCAGUUGUUAAAAAAUUAUUGACAAAAUGUAUAGUUACUAUGUUUGCUCAUAUUGGAUAUGAAACAACUCAUCAAAGUGUUUUAGACCUGAUGACUGAUGUAUUAGAAUCAUUUUUACAAAAAUUUUGUAGUAAGGUUGUCAAAGCAAUUGAAGAAAAUGAAAAAGGAGAUAUAUCAAGAUUCACAAAUAUCAUUGAAAAGGUGCUUACAGAAACAGGAAUGGGCGGUGUAAAAGGAUUACAUGAUUAUUAUCAGAACAGAGUUGUCAAAUAUAUAAACGUGCUUAAGAAAAGGUGUAAAGAAUUAAAUGAUCAUUAUGCAGUUCUUCUAAUACCUAAAAGUCCACCACCACCUGUAAAAUUUAGCUAUUUUGUCAGAGCAAAAGUAGAAGAUGAUGCUGAUGCUAAAGAAUCAGACAAUCCAGAAUUUCAUUUUUCAUCUUUUGAAGGGGAUUCAUCUGUGUUAGAAUCAGGUCUACAGCUUUUGCAUAGUUUAGAAGCAGAAGAGAAGUACGUAACUUUACAAACGUUAGAAGAAGGAAUGGAAGAUUCUAUAACAUCUGCUUCUCCUGGAGUCGUUACUAUGCCUCCUGAAGGAGAUAUGUCUAAUUUGGCGCCGUUUAUAAAGAAGAAGAGGUUUAAAUAAAACAAGAUUGUGAAUUUAUAUGUAAG